AUGGCUGCUAUUAAGUUCAAGGGCGUAGUUGCUACCAGACUGUCCUUGGCAGAUGAUCUUUCUUCAGCUCAUGAGUUUUCAACAUGUAGACCUACUUCGUGUGUCUUCUCCUUCUUCAUUGUUACUUGUCGCGAGAGCCUUGAUUCUCGACUCUUUGUUCUCAACAAGGUGGAAACCUCGUUGAAUCGCGCGCUGUCUGCUUCUAGUCAUCCCAACCAAUCCCAAAACCUCUGUGAUUGUUUUUUCACUGGGCAAGAACAUCUUGUUCAAACGUUUAUUGACUGUAUUGCUGCUGACCAUAUACUUUUGAAACGAUCAUCCACGCAUUGUCUCCGUUUGCUUUGUCGGAUUCUUAUUUGUAAUCGUCGCCCAUUGCCUCACCUGACAGAUUUUAUUUCCUUCAUAGUGAAACAUGGUUUCUCUUCUAACGUUCAGCAUAAUGCCAAGCUGUCACUGUGUACCGCUCUUCCGCAGAUCUUUGCUAAAGACGUUUUUGAAUCUUACAAGUCCCACAACCAAGCGAUUGAUUUUGAGCCUCUCUGUAGUACUUUACUGCAUUUGUACACUAAUACGUGUGGAAACAAGUCCCCUUUCAGACAAGCAUUCUUCUCGUUGUUCAGGCUUCUGGGUCCUGAGACUUACCGUUUGGUUGUUCGCCGAUGGGAAAGAAUGUGCAUAGAUGGCUUGUUCCCACUUUCCAACCUACAACUUGCCCAGAGCUGGAUGGUUACGUUAUUCACAUCAAGGAUUUUCGCUUCACACGAUUACCUAACUAUGCGUGAACAUUACAACAUUAACCCUGAUCGUUCAAUAUCUGUGAAAAAUUCAUUGAAUCACGCAAUCGGAAGCGAUAGCGAGGUUCUUUUGGAUGCUGAGGAUUUUACAUGCUUCGCCGACUUGAGUACAUUUCUUUCUCGGGAGUCUUAUGAUGUACUUUUUACAGCACUUUCUUCGAGCGGCUCACCGAAGUCCAAUGAAUACUGCCGUAACAAUACUGCCUUGUGUCUCGCUGUUGAGGAGCUUCGUGACUCAGUUAUUGCCAAUAUGUCUUCACCCGCCGGUCGAAAUCUUUGUUUUGGUCUCCAAAGAAAUACAUAUUCGUUCAAUCACACGGACGAACUUCCGUCACCUGAAGUCUUUGCCCUUCCGACAGUACUUGCGUCCUUGUUAAGAUUUUUACAGCACUUGAUUCAUGACUCAAAUUUCAACCUCGUCGUUUGUUGUCUGCAGAUUGCUUCUGCCCUCAUGCAGCCGUUCCUUUGGCAGGAUUUUAACCUUAGUGGGCGUGGAACCACCGAAAACUUGAGCUCCAGUUUCAUUUGGACUGUUUGUGACCAUCUGGUCUCAGAAUUUAUUGUCAUGCUCCGCAUCGUUUUCAGCCACAAUAAUCUGGUGGUCAGAAUUUCAGCAAGUAAACUGUUCCUCGACAUUGCACGUGUUCCAAGUGGCCCGUUGCUGCUUAUUCAACGAUUAAUUUAUCCAGUCUUGUGUUCUAAAAUUGAUUUAAAGCCACCAUUAAACCACGCACGUAAUGACCAACUGCAGUCCGAGCGCAAUUAUGACCGAUUAUGCCAAGAGCUCAUUGACAUGCUGACUUCCAUGUUAUUGACACUUCCGAGUUCCGCUUUUGAUCCCGUACUAAUCUGUGAAAAAAUACUCCUUAAUGGAUUAUUAAACCAGCGGGUCUCGGUUCGCGCUGCUACACUUGACUGUGUGGCUGUCGUUGCACACAUUCUGGGUCCAGGCAAUUUGUCACCUCUGUUGGCUGCAGUCUCUGAAGCGGACUCACGUCUUUCCACGCAAUCAUCCACUUCCAAAGAUCCCUAUGUGACCGAAGUACCGACCAGUGUAUCUGCACAUAACACUGGUAGCUUAUUGGAAGCUGUCCAGCGCCGUUUGGCUCGACGUCAGCUACCCCAGUUAGACAGUCAAGGCCGCGUGAUAAGAGGCUUCUCUAGUCCGACUGAAUCCGGCCUUUCUACAAUCAUUCGCAAUGGUGGAUCUACCGGCUCACUCGACCGUAGCGACAGCGGUAUCGCGGCUCUAUCUGCCGACCUCGAGACUUGUGUACCAGCCGUCAGUCCGAGGACAUCUUCCAACUGUACCAUGAGAUCCACCGUAACAACUCACCCCACUUCAAAAGGGCUUCGCCGCCGUCCAAGCGCUGUAUGCAAUCGUACGCGAUUACCUUGGAAUCCACGAACGGCUGUUAACGGUAACUCCGUCGCUUCUUCCAGUGGUGUCUCUUCAGUCACUUCACCGCGCGGUCCCGACAGCAAUUCCAGCAGUGCCACAGGAACCCGCACAACGAUCACUACAGAGACGGAAUCUGAGCACGAACGAGAUAUCACAGGGGACUGCGUUUCCCCUGAUUUUAUCCCCCUGAGGUUUCCCGGGCCACAAGCACCAAAAUCCGCCCAAAUAUGGCCAACUGGUCGCAACCGGCGAAGUAACAGAGCUACAGGACCAAAGAGUGGUCCUAAUGGUGGAUCAGCGGCAAUGCAGUCUAAAAGCGUACCCACAUCGGGUCGAAUUUCGCCCAUCUCUUUUCAUGAUUCGCUAAUAUCCGUUGACCCAAGUCCCCCUCUUCCUCGCACUCCACGCGGUUCCUCCGUUCUGACCGCCUCGGAUGUCGAACCUUGCACACCUCGCCGCAAACCUCUCCUGGAACCACUGAAGCACAAGACUGGUCCGCCAUCAGUAUUUUCCGCACGACCAGCUCUUGGACGACAAAGUGGCCGCUCGCGGCAGUCAAGCGCCAUGAGUUCGAAUCGCUCCGAUUCUCGCGAAGUUACCGAGACACCCCCUAUUGUAAGCGACCGCAAGCCUUCUCACACCUGCCAUUCUCAUCGCACCAACAACUCUCCAACCGACACGGCGGAAGCGUACCAUGAUGAUUACGAAGAGGACGAUGACAAUGCUGCCGACAUGGGCGAUAUCAUCAAUGACGACGAGGACGAUGAUGAUGCCAGCAUCUCCACCUUUGAAGGUCUGCAAAGUGCCCGCGGGACCACCGAGCAGAGAUUGGAUAACGACGAGAAAUGUUGCACCGAUACUAAUCGUUCUGGUGGACCGGGAAACAGGGGUUUGUUGUGUCGUUCUGUGGAUUCUGAGUUGUCCGGGGUCACCAGCAUUCGAAGCGCGGCAUCUCACAGACGUGCAUUGCGCCUGUUCGAGGAGGCAGAGCGUCGGAGGCGCCUGGAAGAAUCCAAUGCCAGAACUGGACCGGACGAUAUCACUUGCGAACCUACUCCUGUGUCUGUUGUAGAUAGCAGUUGUCCUAUGCCCACUCUUGCGCCUGCUGUCUCCCCCGCAUUGUCAACACUUCGUCCCAUAGCGCCCGGAAAAGCCACGGCGCACAGGCGUGGUAUUCAGCAAAUUGCGCCUCAGGCCCCACAACUUUCACACUCGGUUGCCCCAAUCACAAAUCAGCGCCAUAGCUGUCCACCAAUAAAUUCAGCUUCCCACUCAUCGGUAUCUACAGAUUCCAAUCUACCAGCAAAUAAUUCGACCGAAUACAAUCCAUACAAGGGAGCUUCGUUUCGGGAGAAUCCGGGAUACGCCGGUCUAGUAGUUGGACGUGCAGCGGCGAGCACAGUUCAGUGUUCCUCCACACAGGAACCACAGCGUUCGAGUCAUUUUCCACCAACAGGCGAGAGAAAACCACUGAAAGGUCAGCACAACAUCCAUACAGGGCCAAUAUUCAAUGCACACUCAGACAUCGUAGCAACUAUGUCAACAACAUCAGCGUCAAUAGCGAGUUCCACCUCAUCCGCUGUGUCUCCUUCAUCGUCCAUCAAUGUGGUUGGGCGGGGAUUGUUUGGACCUCAUCAUCAACUGACAUCCAUCCCAUGCGCUCUGAGGCCCCAUCCCAGUGUAGAUGCGUCCAACAAAACCGACCGUAAUGCACCACCUGGUUCGAGUGGAACCGAACACAGCUCCAUGCCUAUUGCCCCUCCUCCCUCGGAGUGCUAUGACGACAGACCGAUCAAGCCCAGUGUAUUGAGUUUGGGUGCCUUGGCAGUACCUGGUGGCGUACUGAACACCGACCCCAUUGAGAUUAAAGCUUCUAACAGCGUUCGUGAACGUGCACUGCAGCGGAAGACAUCGGAGCUUCAACGGCUCAAAAAGCGUCCCAGCGCAAAUCUUUGUCACCCCGCCGGAGACGAGGAGACCAGAAGUGUGUCCAACGACUACAUCCCACCACUGGACGGUGACCAUAUUGUCCAUCAGCCUCCAUCGAAUGCAACUUGGCCCCCUCCCGGGCGGCUUCACUCUAGUCCUUCCCGCUUGGUAUUAGACACGGGGGAUGGUGUGUCGCCUCGCUUCACUAACAAUCCAGCUUCGGGCGCUGCGAAACAAACGGACCACUUGUCUUCCGAGUCCACUGCGUUGCAGAGCGCACUUCGAUCGGGCUCUCAUCAUCACCCUGCAACUCUGUCCUCUGGAAAACAAUGUAGUCCGGUCGAUGAGACAUUGCUGCAUGAAAUCCAGUCAGUGGAAACUGUCAGCGGUGGCUCCCGCGGUACUCAAUGCAACCGGUUCUCACCCACCCAUCCGAGUGCUUUGGACAAGCCAGAUCGCCCGUUGCUGAGAGGCCGUUCCGGUUUAAAUGCUCAGGCUGCUUGUCCAAGUCUACAACAGGCUCUUCAACUCAUUAGCUCGGAGGAUUGGGAAGCCAAAGUGUCCGGGUUGGAGGCUAUCGCUCAGAUUGCCUUGAAUAAGCCGUCCACCUUCUGUGCUACCGUCAAUGAUAAUCACACCGGGAGUUCCGGAUCAUCUUGUACUCCCGGACGAUCGGCACAAUUUCUUAACCCAACUGAAGCUUUGAAUCAAGCGGUACAAGCCGUGAUCACUGAGUGUCGUAAUUUGCGAUCUCAGGUAUCGCGACAGGCUGUUCACACACUGAGCGGCCUGUUUCAUGAAUUAGGCCGAAACAUGGAUCCACAUGUCGAGUCGUCUGUCCGGAUACUGCUGGGGAAAACAGGAGAAGCCGCAGCCGUGUUUCUCCGUGAUGAGGUAGCUGUGGCUAUGAAUGAAUUGGCGCACGCAGCCAAUCCUUCUAAAGUUUUGGUCGCUUUGUUGCAACACGGACUAGGCCACAAGAACGCCGCUGUUCGGUUAAAGACAGCGCUCCACAUCUCACAACUGGUGGAAUCUGUGAGCCAUGUAGACCCCCCGUCUCAGGGCACUAGGACUACCCGCACAUCGCGGCGAGAGCAACCUUUUGGAUCGAUGUCCACCUCUCAGCGCUCCUCUUCAACUAGCGCUUCCCAACUGACCGCCAACAUGCCUGCGCCAGCUGUCAUUUCGGGACUGAUGGACCGCCUUGUAACUGCUCUCAGCCAAUUCCUAACUGAUGGUAACCAAGAAACCCGCUACUACGGUCGUCGACUUUUGAACUCACUGAUGCACUACUCCGAUUUUGAGCGGUCGGUACGCAAACACCUGAGCGGUCAGAUGUUACGAGUUGUCCACGAAGCUAUGGAUCAGCUACAAACCAAAGGUGUUGGUGAAUUUCCAAGGGCCUCCGCCGGUGUUCGUCGCGGUGGCUACUCACCCGCUUCCAAUCAACGGUUACCACGUGGCUCCAGUGUAGGAAGGCCACCGUGCUCCUAACACUUGGAAGCAUUGAACUUCGUCGCCCACACACACUUUCAUGCCCAAGUGCCUAUUGUCUUUUUACAUAUCAACACCACACUGGUUUCAUAUCCGAAUCCGUACUGGAAGCAAGAUCCCCUUUGUGAACUUAUGCUUUAUCUCAUUUCCACAUAUUUUUCACCCUGUUCAGUGAUAGCCUCAAUUCCCUCCCCUCACCUAACGCUAUCCUUCGGGCAAUUCCAUGUGAUUGCGCUCAUACCUCCAUCGUUCUCUUAUGGUACAGCCACGCCACAAACCGGAGCCUAACACACACACACACUCACUCAUAAACUUUCCUUUUUGUUCACACGCACGCUAUUUGACUAGCCGCCAACUGCAAUGCCGAUCUGUACCAUUCUCCAACUAGAUUUAUUCCGUGAACAGGUUCACUUCCUCUGGCUCUUUCUGCACACCUCUGCCCCUCGCGUCACUUGACUGUGAUCCAUCGAUGUGUUUGACCAGAUCAUCGUAGUUAUAUUCUACAUGCGUUUUGCACCUUAGUAUCCCAACACUUUAGCUACACCCAUUCAGAUGUGUCCAGGCGUCAAUCGCUCGUUUUGCCUCGCCUUCCACUCAAGCGCACUUCAACUCAGAAUGAAUAUAACACUUUAUUUUUUU
Molecule: messenger RNA, 6258 nt
Organism: Dicrocoelium dendriticum
Lineage: Eukaryota; Metazoa; Platyhelminthes; Trematoda; Plagiorchiida; Dicrocoeliidae
Source: the annotation of a GenBank genome assembly